AUGAAUUCCUUCCAGCUUAACAUCAACCUCUUCCUUGCCAUAUUAUGGCUUCUUUUCCCGAAUCCCUCUCUCUCAACGUGCUACUAUCCAGACGGCAGUGUCGCACCACAGGACACACCGUGUCAAGACUCCACGAAGCAAGCAACCUGUUGCGGCCAGGGCUACGCCUGCCUCUCGAAUUCGAUCUGCAUGGCAACAGGCGAUGAGAUCAAGAAACCGGGUCUCUUUGGGAUUGCAAAAUGUCCAAACACGGAUUUGGAUAUGUACUAUUGCAUCGACUACAAUAUGGGGAAUGUCAACUGUAGUGCUCAGCACCAGGUGUUGAUUUUCCAAGGUACACCUACCGCUGUAACUACGAUCGGUGUGACAGCGACGACGGAGAUCACAUCAUCUACUUCAAGAAUAUCCUCGGUCACAGCAAAUUCUUCGUCUAUUGUUACAGCGACCAGCUACUCAACGACGACGGGGGGUCCAUCACCAGCGACAAGUAAAGUAGCCGCUGAAACGACCACCUCUGCUGCAGCCGAGCCGAAACCAGCUCAAAAUCAUACCGGAGUCAUCGCAGGCGCUACAGUUGGCGGUUUCGUCUGUGUGGCAGUCAUCGCAGGACUCUUAUACUUCUUCCGUCGUCGCGCGAAGAGACGGAGAGGGCAGCGCCUUGGACUACCGCCCUCGUCUCAGUUGAGCUCGGGGGAUGUUUACAUGACUGAUAUGUCGGUCAUGCGUCAAUCUAUUCCGUCCAAACAGGGCGCGAGGGCGUUGUACGAGGCCCCUGGGACAGAGUACCGAACAUAUGAGCUUGCGGGGUGA
Aspergillus thermomutatus is the source of this 810-nucleotide messenger RNA. RefSeq lists its product as uncharacterized. The transcript has 3 exons. Lineage: Eukaryota; Fungi; Ascomycota; Eurotiomycetes; Eurotiales; Aspergillaceae. The record is from RefSeq and is a predicted model, not a curated record. The coding region runs from base 1 to 810 and encodes 269 amino acids.